Molecule: messenger RNA, 1240 nt
Organism: Pimephales promelas (fathead minnow)
Lineage: Eukaryota; Metazoa; Chordata; Actinopteri; Cypriniformes; Leuciscidae
Source: RefSeq, a predicted model, not a curated record
AUAAGUAUUACUUACUUCAACAUAUGAUGUUGAUUUAAACAUCUAAGAAAGAUGAUAUUCUCAGAGAAGCCCAACUCUGACUUCCUCUCGUCUGUGUGGUCGAGGUUUGUGUUUCCGCACACAGUACGAGAUGUGUGGAUGAUCACUAUAGCAGAUAUUAUUCAUCUGGAUCAGAUCAUGAAGAUCAUACAGCUGCAGAUCUAUCUGUUCAUGUUGUAUCAAGCCUCAGAGAGUCUAACAAACAUACCAGUAACUUUAGGAUCUGAUGUGAUUAUAACCUGUGAUAUUGAUAUAAAGAAGAUUUCUUGGUACAAACUGAAAUUACCGGAUCCUCUAGUGUUGAUCUUACACACUUCCAGCAGCACAUAUGAAGGAGAAGGUGAAUAUGAAAACAUCACCUAUAAACACAAAUACUCAGUGAAAACUAAAAGUCGUCUGUUCAUCAAGAAUAUCACCAUUGAUGAAUUAGGAGUUUAUUAUUGUGUGAAAAGUAGUCAUCCACUAAAAAUCAGCAACGGCACCAAAAUCUACAUCAGCGACUCGGUCCACAGGAAUCAGACAGAAGACGCUCCACAACAGCAGAUACCAUGGAGAAAUAUGACCAUCAUAUCUGUCCUGCUGAAUGUGCUUCUGAUCAUUGCAGUGAUAGGUUUGCUGAAGAGCUGCAUUGACGCAACUAGAAGAUCUAAAAAUACUUCAGAGAAACCUCAAAAUACCACCAAAGCUCAAAACACAAAUGAUCCACAGUAUGCUGAAAUUUAUUUCACCAAGCGCUCCAGACGAAACCGGCCUUCCCAGGAUCAGACCACCUCUUUUGUUAAGCCUGUAAACUCUGUAUGAAGUAUUAACCAUUAUAAAUCUAAAUUGCAUAUUAAUUACUUUACAUAACUAAAAGAUAUUGCAUUUGUAAUACUUGUAAUGCUUCAAUCAAUGCCAAUGAAAAGCAAGAUCACAUUAAUUAACAACAUUAGUGUUUUCUGGCUUUUAAUCUAUAUUAUCACAUAGCCUACUUUUAUAUUUUAUAUUAUUGAUCAAUAUGUGAAUCUGUUGACCACAUGACAUGAGUUGAGAUCUCAUUGGCACAAAUUAAUUUAGAUGAGAAGAUAGAACUGUUUUUUUAUUGUUUGGUCACAUGGUUCUGCUCUGCAUAUGAUGUUAAAACACGUCUGACCACCAGAUGUCACUAAUGUGCACUGUGUUAAAAGCUUCAGUUAAAAGUAAUAAACUGUUUUUUUUUUUU